Kockovaella imperatae is the source of this 984-nucleotide messenger RNA. Its product is annotated as Metallo-dependent phosphatase-like protein. The record is from RefSeq and is a predicted model, not a curated record. The transcript is spliced from 7 exons. Bases 1 to 984 code for a protein of 327 amino acids. Gene Ontology annotation, cellular component: nucleus; cytoplasm. Lineage: Eukaryota; Fungi; Basidiomycota; Tremellomycetes; Tremellales; Cuniculitremaceae. Gene Ontology annotation, molecular function: protein serine/threonine phosphatase activity.
AUGUCCAACGAGACUGGCGAGAUUGACUUGGACUCGGUCAUUGACCGUCUUCUAGAGGUCCGCGGCAACCGUCCAGGUAAAGCGGUCCAGCUGCAAGAAUACGAAAUCCGGUACCUAUGUACUAAAGCUCGUGAAAUCUUCAUCUCUCAACCCAUUCUUCUGGAACUAGAAGCGCCGAUAAAAAUCUGUGGAGACAUUCACGGACAAUACUAUGAUCUCUUACGGCUGUUUGAGUACGGUGGAUUUCCUCCAGAGGCCAACUACCUCUUCCUCGGUGAUUACGUCGACCGUGGAAAGCAGAGUCUGGAAACAAUCUGUCUGCUCUUGGCUUACAAGAUUAAAUACCCGGAAAACUUCUUCAUCCUCAGAGGAAAUCACGAGUGCGCGAGUAUCAACAGGAUUUACGGGUUUUACGACGAGUGCAAACGUCGCUACAAUAUUAAAUUGUGGAAGACUUUUACCGACUGCUUCAACUGUUUACCUAUCGCCGCUAUCAUUGACGAGAAGAUCUUUACAAUGCACGGAGGACUGAGUCCCGACCUACAAAGUAUGGAGCAGAUCCGACGAGUCAUGCGACCAACAGAUGUACCUGAUACAGGUCUGCUCUGCGAUCUCCUGUGGGCCGACCCGGAUAAGGAUAUAACGGGUUGGAGUGAGAACGAUAGAGGCGUUUCGUUCACAUUUGGACCGGAUGUCGUGUCGAGAUUCCUGCAGAAACACGAUAUGGAUUUGAUCUGCAGAGCGCAUCAGGUCGUCGAGGAUGGAUACGAAUUCUUUGCCAAACGUCAACUGGUCACCUUGUUCUCCGCGCCGAAUUACUGUGGAGAGUUUGAUAAUGCCGGUGCUAUGAUGAGUGUGGAUGACACACUUUUGUGCUCCUUCCAGAUCCUGAAGCCAGCCGAGAAGAAGGCUCCAAAGUACGGUGGUGCGUACGGUGCGGCAGGACGACGUAAGUCGUUACUGUCUCAGAGGAGAAUCCGCUGA